Molecule: messenger RNA, 2666 nt
Organism: Archocentrus centrarchus (flier cichlid)
Lineage: Eukaryota; Metazoa; Chordata; Actinopteri; Cichliformes; Cichlidae
Product: CCR4-NOT transcription complex subunit 6
Exons: 11
Coding region: 1-1680 (559 amino acids)
Molecular function (GO): 3'-5'-RNA exonuclease activity; protein binding
Source: RefSeq, a predicted model, not a curated record
AUGCCCAAGGAAAAAUAUGACCCGCCGGAUCCCAGGCGGAUGUACACAAUUAUGUCCAGCGAGGAGGCAGCAAAUGGGAAGAAGUCAUACUGGGCUGAGCUGGAAAUCAGUGGCCGAGUAAAGAGUCUCAGCACAGCCCUGUGGUCUCUCACCCACCUCACUGCCCUGCACCUCAGUGACAACUCACUGUCACGCAUCCCGCCAGACAUUGCCAAACUACACAACCUGGUGUACCUGGAUCUCUCAUCCAAUAAGAUCAGGAGCCUGCCGGCAGAGCUCGGCAACAUGGUGUCUCUCAGGGAACUGCUUUUAAAUAACAACCAGUUGCGGGUUCUGCCAUUUGAAUUGGGGAAACUGUUUCAGUUACAAACACUGGGGUUGAAAGGAAACCCACUUGCACAAGAAAUUCUGAGCCUCUACCAGGAACCUGAUGGCACGCGGAGGCUGCUGAGCUACUUGUUAGACAAUCUAGCGGGGGCUAUUAAGCGCAUACCAACAGAGCAGCCCCCAGCCCGGUCGUGGAUUACACUCCAGGAACCCGAUCGAACACGGCCCUCAGCAUUGUUCUCUGUGAUGUGCUACAAUGUGCUAUGUGAUAAGUACGCCACACGACAGCUAUAUGGCUACUGCCCUUCUUGGGCUCUAAACUGGGAGUACAGGAAAAAAUCCAUCAUGCAGGAGAUCCUGAGCUGCAAUGCAGACAUCAUCAGUUUGCAGGAAGUUGAGACAGAGCAGUACUACAAUUUCUUCUUGCCUGAGCUGAAGGAGCAAGGAUAUGACGGGUUCUUCAGUCCAAAGUCACGAGCCAGAACCAUGUCAGAGUCGGAUCGAAAGCACGUGGACGGCUGUGCAAUUUUUUACAAGACGGAAAAGUUCAGCGCAGUGCAGAAGCACACAGUGGAGUUUAACCAGCUGGCCAUGGCUAACUCCGAGGGCUCAGAGGCUAUGCUGAACAGGGUGAUGACAAAGGAUAACAUUGGGGUAGCUGUACUGCUUGAGGUCCGCAAAGAGAUGAUGGAGCUCUCCUCUGGUAAGUCCCUCCAUGGCAUGGAGAAGCAGCUGCUCCUCGUAGCCAACGCUCACAUGCACUGGGACCCAGAGUAUUCUGACGUCAAGCUUGUCCAGACCAUGAUGUUCCUGUCAGAGGUGAAAAACAUUGUGGAUAAGGCCACACGCAGCCUCAAGUUGUCCUCUGUCUCUGGUGAGACUAAUGCCAUUCCACUGGUGCUGUGCGCUGACCUCAACUCCUUGCCUGACUCAGGCGUAGUGGAGUACCUGAGUACUGGCGGAGUGGACUGCACCCACAAGGACUUCAAGGAGCUCCGUUAUAGCGACUGUCUGACCAAAUUCAAUUGCAAUGGCAAGAACAGCACGUCCAAUGGCAGGAUCACCCACGGCUUCAAGUUGAAGAGCGCCUAUGAGAACGGCCUGAUGCCUUACACCAACUACACCUUUGAUUUUAAGGGUGUCAUCGACUAUAUUUUCUACUCGAAGCCUCACCUGAACGUGCUGGGUAUCUUGGGCCCUUUGGACCACCACUGGCUUGUAGAGAACAAUGUCAGCGGCUGCCCACAUCCACACAUCCCCUCUGACCACUUCUCCCUCUUUGCUCAGCUGGAGUUGCUCCUGCCCAACGUGCCCCCCCAGGUUAAUGGGCUCCAUCUGCCUACACGCAGGUAGUGAGACCCCGCCGCACCACCAGGGGGAGCUGCACCCACAGCCUCUCCCUCUCAACCCUCCUCCUUCCUCCCACUACCAGCUCUUCCCUCCACCAAACUGAAGGAGGAAGACAUGAAAACACAACCUGUAAAAUAUUCAUACAGUGAGGUCUGGCUGACAGGGAUUUCGUAUAAUGUUAUAGAUAUUCUAUAUUUUUCUUUUUUCUUUUAUGUUCUGUUUUUUUAACUGCUCAAUUCAGUCCUGUUCAUGUAUCAUAUUUUGUGUUUUGGUCUCCCUUCUAUUCUCAAAAUCCACCAAACCUAUCCACUUUGCUUCUGUCUUUAAAACUAGAAGGGAUGGUAGCUCAUUCAUAUUUGUCACUUAGGGCACUGUUUGGUUUAAAGUAAGGGUAUACUUAAAGUGGCCGAGGGGAUGACUUUCCACUGAAAAGCUCCAUAGCUGAUGGUCUGCCUGUCUGUCUGUCCUGUAUAAAUCUGAAACCAGCAAAGACAGCAGACUUGUCAGUCUCAGUACUCCAUCAUUGGCUUGUGCUAGUUUUCCCCUGCACUUUGGGCAGCCAGCAUAUGUUCUCAGUUUUGUAUGGUAAACGCAUUUGUCGAGGCAGAUGUGGUAGGAUCAGAGCAGCUUUUUGCUGGAAGUUUGAGUAUCCCUGGACGUGGAUGUAGCGCAGCUCGUAUGUGAGGUGAGAUUUCCUGCUGUCAUUCUGUGGUGCUGAGGCCUUGUGUGUAGUUAUGGCCUCCCAUGGUGCUACAAGAUAGUCUACACCUCUGACCCUGGACCUGGUACUUGAGCUACCAAACCCACAGAUGCCUAGAAAAAGCAGUCGUGAGCUUACGUUUGCCUGAUUUCACACAGGCAGUGUGUAGUGCUGAAAAGUCAAGAUGUGAGAAAUUGAUAGAAGCUACCAUCCUGUUUGCUGACAGUUUCAUCCCAGCCUGUAUAGUUGUUAGGCUAGUCUUGUGCUUAGGAGCUCAUGUGGCUCAUGC